AAAUUAUAUUAUACAAAUAUAAUGUAAUUUCUGUAUAUCUCUUAUAUAAAUAAAGUUACUAAUCCAUAAUUUAAUUCAAAAUUAAUUUACAAGCAGAAUAAAAAAUUGUUAUCUUUUUAAAUCUUUUUUCUUAAAAAUAAAAUCUAAUUAAUAAAAUAUAAAAAAAUAACUUUAAUUCAAGAUAAAAUAAAACAUAACCUAAAAAAUUAGAAAUUUAAUAGGAGAAAUAAACAGAAUCAAAUAAUCUCUUUAUAAAUUAAUAUUGUAAUGAAUAUACUAUAUAAUGAAUAAUAAGAAAAAAAUAUAUAUAUAUAUAAAAUAUAAUUUGUAUACCUGAAAAAAAUUAUUUUUUUUCUUAAUUUCUAUUCUUUUUAAUUUAAUAAUAAUAAAUUUUUAAAACUAAACAUAUACAUAUAUAAUCACAAUCAAUUUUAAAAUGAAUUAAAAUCUAUUAAUAAAAUAACAAAAAUUGACAUUUUAUUCGGGAAAUUAAAAAAUACAGAAGUUUUCUUUAUCGACAAAAUUUAUAAUAGCCAUGUAUGUAUUUUCGUUUAUCAUUCUCUGUGUAUAAAUUGUUUGAUAUUUAAUGAUGAAUAAUAUCUAAAUUAAAUUGACAUAAUAUUAUUAAAAAGAUGACAUUAUAUCAUUUUGGAAACUGUUUAGCUUUAGUUUAUGUUCCAUAUUAUCUUACUUAUAAAUAUUCAGGCUUAUCAGAAUAUGGUGCAUUUUGGAAAUGUAUUCAAGCUGGAGGCAUUUAUAUAUUUACACAAUUAGUAAAAAUGCUUGCACUUGCUACAUUUUUUCCUACAGCAGACAAUGUAGGAGGUGAAGGUUUUGAUUUAAUUGGUGAAUUUUUAAAAUCUUCAAUAGAUUUAGCUGAUUUAGUAGGAAUACUAUUAGUUUUGAACAAUAUUCCUGGUAAAGGACAUGCAAAAGUUUUAACUGCUGGAGUUGGAUGGGCUGGAGCUGAAGUAUUGCUCACUAGGUUUCUUUUGUUAUGGGUUGGAGCAAGGGGUGCAGAAUUUGAUUGGAAAUAUAUUCAAAAAAGUCUUGAAUCUAACAUUAAUUUAGUACAACAUAUAACUACAGCAACACUUGUAUGGUUAUGGUCAAGACAUGAUUUAAAACGAAGUUUUGUUCCAAUAGUAAUUGGCAUGCUUAUACUUACAGUUUAUAGGCCACUUAUCUUAGAUUUUCUAAUAGUAUUUUUUUUAACUGGUCCUUGGUCAACCCUUAUUGUUAAAGCUACAACUACAUUUAUCAUGGGUGUUACAACAUUAUACAUGUAUGCAGGUCUUGCUCAUUCUAUAGGUAUUUUUUGAAAAAUAUUAUAUUUUAAAAUAUUAAUAUUAUAAUUACAUAUAUAUAUUUCUUUAUUUCUUACACAAUUAAAAUAAAAAAUAAAUCUUGUUCUAUAAUAAUAAUAAUAAA
This is a messenger RNA of Apis cerana (Asiatic honeybee), 1431 nucleotides long. RefSeq names its product BOS complex subunit TMEM147. The record is from RefSeq and is a predicted model, not a curated record. NCBI's taxonomy places the organism in Eukaryota, Metazoa, Arthropoda, Insecta, Hymenoptera, Apidae.